AUGGUUUCUGCUGCGCAUGGUGGUCUAGAGAUUAAUCGACGGCAAAUCCAUUGGCCCGGAUGCCCCAAUCUUUUCGAAAGACACUACUGCACCUGCCGAUGGCGUGUCGAUAAUCCCAACGACGGGCAAAACCAAGUAACGGACCAUUUUCCAUACUGCAACAACGUCUCCAAUGAUGGUGUGUGCUUUUGUCCCGCGCGUACUCGCCCUCUGACGCCCCCGUUGGUAAUUCCAAACCAACCCGGGUAUUCUUCGCCUUUGGUGCCGCUUACACCGGGGACACCGUCGUCACCUCCAGCAAUGAGACAUACGGAGCACAUCCAUAGCAAGGCAGGACAAGAUGAACCUGAAGCGAUAUCGGACAUUCGGCAGGCGACACUUUCGGGGCAGGCUAUUGAUGAGAUUGAACGAAUAAUUCGAGAAAAUCGUUUUUCACAAUGA
Molecule: messenger RNA, 441 nt
Organism: Colletotrichum orchidophilum
Lineage: Eukaryota; Fungi; Ascomycota; Sordariomycetes; Glomerellales; Glomerellaceae
Exons: 2
Coding region: 1-441 (146 amino acids)
Source: RefSeq, a predicted model, not a curated record